Molecule: messenger RNA, 1272 nt
Organism: Oppiella nova
Lineage: Eukaryota; Metazoa; Arthropoda; Arachnida; Sarcoptiformes; Oppiidae
Source: the annotation of a GenBank genome assembly
CGUCGCUGGGCUUUGGUUCGUGUUUCGCGCCGUUGUCUGCGCUCUCAUUGGCUGAGCUCUCGUCCAAUGGUUGGCUUUGUUUUGCAAAAAAUGGCCGAAAAUAGCGUUAAAAUGAAAAACGCGAAGAAAUUCGGGAAAAGACGACAAUUGAUUCGCUUUCCGGCGAAAGCUCUUCACUCGUGGCUCUCGAAGGACUCGCGAGCGCAAGAAGUGGCCGAAAGAGUGCGUUUCGGACAGCAGUUGUGGCGCGCGAUUGGCGGCGACUCCGACUCCGAGGACGCGCCGAAUGAUUUCGUGGGUUUCGACCAAUCGCUGCCGGAUUCGGUCGACAGUGACGUCACGACAGAGACGACGGUUUGCGACAAAAACCGAAUCCAAGAACUGCUGAGAAGUCAGUGGGAAGACCGCAUCCGCGCGCUCGCCGCCCGCCCCGACCGGCCCGCGCCCACACCCCCCGCACUCAACGCCUCCCCCGCCGCCAAAACGAAGAGCAUUCUGCGGAAGGCGCGCCUCAAGAUCAACAAUCGCACCAUUGAGAAGAUCCGAAGCGCGCACCGCAGAGACGACGACCGGAAGAGCGCCAAAAGACGCGACGCACCGGAAGUGCCGAAACCGGCCGGAAGUGCCAAAUCGGGUCAACCGGGAUUCAUAACGUGCGCCAUUUGCGCGCAAACCAAAUACUACUCUCACGUUCAGCGCCGAUACGGAGUGUUCAGUUGCGAACCUUGCUCCAAAUUCUUCGCGCGUUUCCUCAAAGACCCCAAACAAUACUUCUGCGCGCAAAGCGGCGACUGUCCCAUUGGCGACCCGUCGUGGAGGGCGGCGUCUGCGCGUUGUCGCGGAUGUUGGCUCAAAGUGUGUCUCCAGAAGUUUCGCAUCGAUUGUGACGUCAGACAAGAAGUUCAAAAGCAUUUCGCGCCCAAACUCAUGACUCGUCCGAACGUCGCGCUCCUCACAGUGGACACGGGCGCCAAUUCCUCCGCCAAAGUGGACGCCAUUCCGCGCGCCUCCCUCCUGAUGGUCGCGCAGUCGUCGUCGCACCGGUCGUCGUCGGGGCCGCGCGUGAAGCGCGUGUGUCGGUCUGCGGGCACGGCUUCGGGUCUUCCGCGCGCGACGUUUCCCUCGGAUUCCGAGACUUCCGGCGAUUCGGACGCACUUCCGGUUGACGUGUAUUUGUGCCGCGCGUUCGCCAAACAGUCGCCGGAAACGUGUCUUCACUCGCAUUGUCUCCACAAUUGUCGCCACAAAAAGUCCGCUCUCGCCGUCGCGUGA